This is a messenger RNA of Drosophila albomicans, 1688 nucleotides long. RefSeq lists its product as uncharacterized. Bases 22 to 1536 code for a protein of 504 amino acids. The record is from RefSeq and is a predicted model, not a curated record. The transcript is spliced from 3 exons. NCBI's taxonomy places the organism in Eukaryota, Metazoa, Arthropoda, Insecta, Diptera, Drosophilidae.
CAACAACAACAACAUCUGAACAUGAGGAAGCUUUAUUGUAUUCCUGUUUGCAACUGGAUUCGGCCACUGCUGCUAGUGGCCACUGUGCUGCUGCUGGUGAAUGGCGAACAGAAGGCGGAGGAACACAGAAUUCAACGUCGCUUCAUGUGGCAGCAGAUGGAUAAUUCGGUUAUGGGCGGCCUCAUGGGUCGCAUCUUCAAGGGACCCACGCGUGCCAUGAAAUCCAUGUUUGGCGAUCUGCUGCCCAGCACAGCGGGCUAUGCCCAGAACAUGAUGGACUUUCUGCCCACGGAGACGACGCGUGUGAAGUACAUAAUACGCGAUCCGCACACCAACAAGCCCAUGAAGAUAAUCAAGAUGCGUGGCUCGCACAAAAAGCUGGUUAAGAUGUUGAGGCCGCUGCCGAAGCCAUCAGUCACUGAGCCCACCAUGCUGAACUAUGAGAAUCGCAUGCGGCAGCUGGAGAAGGAGCAGGAGCUGAUUGUGGAGGGCAAACUUCCGAUGACCAGUGAUGAGGCGCUUUUGGAUAAAUACUUUAAGCCGCAAAAGUCGAAGCCCAACAGCAAUGAGAUUGUCUCGGGCAAAAUUAUGGAAUACCAAAGCUGGAAGCCCGUUUACAAGUCCGGCGAACAUCCCAGCUCCUUUGUGACAAUGCGUCCGCAGCCACUGACGAGAUUGCACACAAGCAUUGCCGCCAGCCAUGAGAAUUAUGGCAAUCAUGAGUUGCUGCCGAAGCCCGAGAAACUGGUUUCGCAUCGCCCCCAUGCCGAGGAGCAUGAUGAGGAGGAGGAUGAUGAUUUCGAGCAGGUCGAGGAUGAGAAUGAACUGCCCAAGCACAAAGGACAUCAGUAUGAGGUAACCGAGCAUACGGGUGAGGCGAGUGGCGAACUCCAUGCCUUGGCGCCCAUGGAGAGCGGCUUUGUGCCCUCGCAUUUGUAUGAGAGUCCUGCCAGCAAUCCCAGUAAUCCGGCGCCACGUCCGCGCAGUCGAUAUGUUCAUAAUCCUGGCUCAACCAGCCACACACCCACAGCAAACACGGUGAUAACAAGCACAACCACCGAGGCGCCCAACUAUCCGCCAGGCUUCCUCAAAAAGUUUCGGGAACGUGAGCAGACGAAAGCCAAUAACGGCAAAUCCCGAUCAAAGCAUCAGCAUCACAAUCACAAUCACCAUCAAAGGGAGCAGCAGAUCGUCUACAAAGAGUCCGCCUCGGACAUCAGUCCGGGCUACAAUGUCAGCUUUGCCAUGAGCAGCCUGCGGGCACGCCUCCAGGAGCAGCAGCGUCAGAGUAAGCAGGAGGAGCAGAAUGCCGAAAUGGAGGCGGCACUCGUCGAUGCCAUGAACGGGGAUAAAUGGCCAACGGAGGUGGAGGCCAGCGGCAGUUACCUGACCAGCCCGAUUGGACCCAGUGCUGUGGCCUUUGAGCAGCCAAUAAGGACGCCGCCACGCACCGAGUACAAGAGACAGCGAAAGGAUGUGAGACAACGGGGCUCCAUUAAGUUUGGCGACAACCCCACUCAUGAGGAUGUGAUGUAGCCGCUGAGUCUUAGCAGUAACCAAAGCAUAGCCAAAGCUUCAGUUAAGCCUUUUAAUUGCCUAGUUGUUAACAUAGUUUUAAAUGUUGUAAAACUAAAAGUAAAAGUAAAAGCAAGAGUUAAAUAUUUUUCCACACACAAAGUACGCGUGUA